UCGGAGUUGCCUCCGCUAUUUAGUCGAUCCCCGCAUCCUGCCACGCCCAAGCCCCUUCUUGCUCCCCACUCUCAUCAUCGCCCGUCAUGACCGCCACCAUCGACCAGGUGUCGAACAAGUUCUUUGAUUACGUCGUCUGCGGCGGAGGCACGGCCGGCCUGACUUUGGCCGCCAGACUGUCCGAGGAUCCCGAGGUCUCUGUCCUUGUACUCGAGGCUGGCGGUGCCAACCUCGAUGAGCCCGGCAUCUGUGAGUGCACGCGCAAAUAUCUCAUUUAUACCUCGCAGAUCAAGCAGAAGGAGCUCGGCGAUGCGGAUUGGUUCUGGUUCAGAGGGAAGGGCCUUGGCGGAAGUUCCGGUAUCAACUUCAUGUGCUGGACCAAGCCACCCCGGGAGGAAAUUGACGAAUUCGAGAAACUCGGCAACCCAGGUUGGAACUGGCAGAAUUACGAGCGCUACGUUGCAAAGACUGAGGGUUUCGUCGCUCCGAGCGAAGAAGUGAGGAAACGCAAUGAUAACGUCAACGUGAACUUCGACACGUGGAAGAUUGGACGGGAUGGUCCUCUCAAAUUGGCUUAUCCCGGCAUGAUCGACGGGCUUGAGAAGAAGUGGCUUCAGAGUCUGUUCAACGCGGGCUUGUCCAAGGCUGCACACCCGCCCCAUGGUGUCUUCCUUAUCCCCAACACUUAUGACCCGAUCAAGCACGUUCGCUCGUACUCCACGACUGCUUUCUACCUCCCCAACAAAGACAGACCGAACCUCAAGGUCCUGAUCAACGCGGCGGUGCACCGCGUCAACACCCGGCCUGCGACGAAUGGCAAGCUCACUGCUGUCGGGGUCGAGUUUGAGUAUGACGGCAAGGUGCACACCGUCAACGCGCAGAAGGACGUCUGCUUGGCUGCUGGUGCACUGAAGUCUCCGCAUAUCCUGGAGCUUUCUGGCAUUGGCCGCAAGGAUGUCCUCGGGAAGAUCGGCGUGCCACUGAAGCUUGAGCUUCCUGGGGUCGGAGAGAACGCCCAGGAGCACAUGUUCAUUAGCGUCAGCUGGGAACUCAAGCAGGACGUCGGCUUUGAAACCAUCGACCUACUCAGGGACGCUACUCACAAUGCCAAGCACCUAGACCUACACGCGCUCGGUGAGGGUCUGUACACGAGAGGCAUCAUCGGCUUCGCGUUCACGGCCCUCAACGACCUUUCGCCUCUCGCGGACACGAUCUACGAGCGGACGAAGGCGAAGAUUCUGGCGAACAAGGACAAGUUCCCGCCGGGCCUGAUGGAGCAGUACAACAUCCAGCUCGAUCGUAUAAAGAGGGGCGCGCCCGGCUGCGAGCUCAUCUGCUACCCGGGCUAUAUGACGAUCUUGGUGGCGAUGAACCACUGCUUCUCGAGGGGGACGAUCGUGGUGUUACCACUCGACGUCCUCGACCCGCACAAGGAGCCCGAGUUCGACCCUCGCUACUUCGAGCAUGAGGUCGACUUGGAUGUCUUCACUGAGUCUGUGAAGUGGGCCAGGAAGCUGGCGGACGUCUCACCGUUGAAGGACAUCAUCGUCAACGAGUUGAACCCGGGCCCUCAGGCGAAGGACGACGCACAGGUCCGGGACUGGAUCAAGAAGUGCAUGGGCACGACGUGGCACACCGCGUCGACGUGCUCGAUGCUCCCGAAGGAGCACAACGGCGUCGUCGACCCCGAGCUCAAGGUUUACGGCACGAACAACAUCCGCGUCGUUGACCUGUCCGUCGCCCGCUGCUCGACUGUGUACGGCAUCGCGGAGCAGGGCGCGGAUAUCAUCAAGGGCAAGUUCAACCCCCUCGAGGCGAGCAUGGCGUCGCUCAAGCUGGGCGCGUGAGACUAGCGAGGAGCUUGAGACGACACACGUACGUAUCACAGGGACGAUUGUUGGAAUAGAAUGUUGCAUCAGCCCUUCGUUAGAACUUAGAAGGCUUGGGGGAUGGUCUGGCAUGCUGGUGGGAUCGGGAUGCUGUGAGGUAUUGCAAUGCAUGGAUACGUACAUACAAUGACAGGAAUCGGAUUUUCUUGCGGCGA
This is a messenger RNA of Fomitopsis serialis, 2044 nucleotides long. Its product is annotated as GMC oxidoreductase. Gene Ontology annotation, molecular function: oxidoreductase activity, acting on CH-OH group of donors; flavin adenine dinucleotide binding. The record is from RefSeq and is a predicted model, not a curated record. The coding region runs from base 87 to 1847 and encodes 586 amino acids. Lineage: Eukaryota; Fungi; Basidiomycota; Agaricomycetes; Polyporales; Fomitopsidaceae. The transcript has 17 exons.